UAAUAUUGUUUGAUGCGCGUUAUUUGGAAAUAGAGAUCUCGUGGAGAAAGAAUGACGCAAUACUGAGGAGAGAGAGUGACCUUUUGCCCAGGACUAUACGUGUUUCUGUUAGUGAGCUGGUGUAUCAUGGAAGAAGACGAAGAUCUGGCCCUCCAACUGGAGUUGGGUAAGAAGAAGAAGAAGAAGAAGAAGCCGCUCCUUGACGUGACAACUGGAGAUGUGAAACCAGCCACGGAGCAGCAAGCUCCACCCCCUCCUGCCCCCAGCAGUGUUAGUGAUGCUACCCCACCAACCAAUGCUGAGCCCAUCCAGCAGGAAGACGAGUUGAUUCUGCCGGCCAAGAAGAAGAAGAAGGCUGCAGUUCCCAAGUCAGAGGUGGUGGCCGAAGAGGAUCCGCAGCCAGCUCUCACAGCCCUGGACACUGUCAACUGGGCCGAGUUUGACUUUCCCAAGAAGAAGAAAAAGAAGAGACCCAACAUAACGUUUGAAGGGUUCGAUAUCGUGGUCGUGGUUUUGGAAAUUGACGUGGAGGGGAAAGAUGAUCUUGAUGCUACGGAGGAGGCGGAGCCAGUUGACAACUCUCCCUGGGCUGGCAGCGAUCGGGACUACACCUACGAUGAGUUGCUGGAGAGAGUGUUCAACAUCAUGCGGCAGAAGAACCCAAAGAUGGUGGCUGGGCAGAAGAAGAAGCUGGUCAUGAAGCCGCCACAAGUGGUCCGUGUCGGAGCCAAGAAGACUUCGUUUGUAAACUUCACCGAGAUCUGCAAACAGGUCCAUCGACAGCCAAAGCACUUACUGGCAUUCCUGCUGGCUGAGCUAGGAACUAGUGGCUCGGUGGACGGCAAUCACCAGCUGGUAAUUAAGGGGCGGUUUCAGCAGAAACAGAUAGAGACUGUGCUCAGAAGAUACAUCAAGGAGUACGUUACUUGCCACACGUGUCGUUCGCCACAGACAAUGUUGCAGAAGGAGACGCGGCUGUUUUUCCUGCAGUGUGAAACCAGCGCGUGCCGUACACGCGGCUCACGCAAGCCUUACGUUCUUCAAAAGACGACCCGUUUUCUCGGACGUAAAGAAGACGUGGACUACAUCCAGGCAGCGUGUCUUCGUCACAUGGCCUCGAGAGGGAUCAUCUACGAGUAUGAGGAUGGCGGGCGGUACUGCGGGGAGUGGGAGAACGACGCGGCUCACGGCCAUGGGGCGUGCACAGGCCCGGACGGGAACGGCUUGUUCCAGGGAGUGUGGGAGCGAGGCCACCAGGUCAGCGGCGUCUUUACCUGGCCCAGCGGGCAGAGGUACAUGGGGAAAUGGAGGCAAGGGGUGCGGGAAGGAGCCGGGAAAGAGACGAAGAAAGACGGGACGGAGUACUGCGGGGAGUUUACGCGGGACUCUCGCGGGCCGUUCGGUGUUCUCCGGCAGCCAAACGGAGUCGUGUUCAGAGGGACAUGGAAGGAAGGCGUGCAGCAUGGCCUUGGAACUGAGCUCUACAUAGACGGAGGCAUGUACAGAGGAGAGUACCUAAACGGCAUGCGACACGGACACGGAACUCGCUCCUCCUCAAACUACGAACGCAGCACGACAGUAGAAACGGUCUCAGUCAAUUCAUCGCUGGACGACUCCAUUGAAAAUCUCGCCUCCACUCUCGAAGACCCCUCUUCCGUUGCAUCCACCGUGACAUCAGGAGGCUCUGCCUCAGACCCGACCUCAAAUGCCCAGAUCUAUGAAGGCGAAUGGAAAGACGAUAGGAGACACGGCUACGGAGUUUUGAAAAUUGUCGGUCACCACACGUACUACGGACAGUGGGAAGAGAACAUGAGGAGUGGGUAUGGCGUCAUGAUCUACGGGGAGGAGAAACGGAAGGAGGAGGGACAGUGGCAGAGGGGGAAGCUGGUCCAGAAACUAAAGAGGAGGAAGCUCCAGCUAAAGUCGAAGCAGCUGGAGGCAAAAGUAAACCAGGCACACAUGAACGCUCUGCAGGCAGCCGAGGCCGCCAGGAGCAAAGCUGAUCUCGCCGAAGGUCGAGCUAAUACAGCCAGCGCCAAAUCUCGUCUUGCAGUCCGGGCAGCUCAGCAGGCCUUGAAAGAUGCAGAGACGGCGGAAGCUGUCGAGAAGUUCUACAGAAACGCUCCCAAAGUACAAGGUGAGAGAGCAGUCAUUUCUUUUCAAAAGAGCCUCGUUCGGAAGUGAGUCCAUAUGUUAAGAUACACGUAAUGUGAUUUGACUCCGUGUCUGUGAACACUCUUCCCUCCCUGUUGUUCCCAUCUGUCCCUUCAGAGGGUGUUAAAUCCCCCAUCACUGACUCGUACUCGGCCGGCGAUAUCGGGAAAGAAAGCCAGACCUCAGCCAGUGGGAAUCUUCUGGAGCCACCUCAGCAGAGGAUUCCCCUCACGCCGAGUUUCGAGGACCUUGCUGCAGUAGAUCGAGGUCUCUCCUCCUCUCGUCAGGAGAGCAGCGGCUCAAACGAAAGUCUAGACGAGGCGGGGUCAUCGUCGUCUGCGGGCGGCACUCAGGAGCCGGAGCUAACGAGGAGGGACAACCCCAGCCCCGUACCGUGGCGAAGGAAAAUGCCACGGCAGGCUGCAGAGAAGAGAGAAAAGUUUCAGAGCCGACACUCGAGUGCAGAUAUUCUGCUUCAUACCAGAGAGCAGGCGGUGGAGGGAGGGGACGUGCGGAGUGGGUCGGUGCCGAAUGGACGAGGCGGAGGUGUACAGGAGAAGAGGAAGGUUAUGUUGAAGAUUCACCAGUCGUCCGAAUCGGACCCAGCCUUCUCUGGUCUCCAGGGGAGGGGGGACACUGAGUCAAGUCGCUCCAGAACGGUCUCUAGUCUGGGGACCGUACCGGUUCGGAGCUCGUCGCAGCAGACGCAGGGCAUGAGUGAAGGAGAGCUGAGACCAAGACACGUCAAUAAAGCGACUGGUGAACCAGAUCACGGUGAAGUUACUGAUGAUGAGGAGACGUGCGUCAAGUGUGCACCAACCUCUUCAACACCAGCAGAGCCUCGGUCACCGCCCAAGUCUGUCAGCGUGGAGGUGUUGCAACAGAUGGCUCACUGGAACAAGAUGGUGGCCUACCUGAACCUGGGUCUCCUGUUCUUCCUCCUCCUCCUCAUCGCCACGCUCGUCCUCUGCAUGAACUACUACUGGCUGGUCUACCAGCUGCCAGCCUCCCCUGCCGGCGCUGGGUCCAUGGACUUCGGCAGCCCUCGAUAUGCUUCAGGACCCAUGGCAUGACACACACACACUGUCCACACAAUCUGGUUCACAUUCGCCAUACAGUACAGUCCGCAUCAUAUUUGUGUAUUACACAGUCUGUGUCAAAUUCCACUGGUCAUUAUAUAUAGUGUCAGAUCAAUCAGAUCAAUCUUAUCCUCACAGAAUACAAUGUCGUGAGAGAGAAAAAACAGCUCGUGGAAAAAUAAAUAUCAACAGAAAUUUCAUGCUAAAUAAUAUUAACUGGUGCACGACAUUUCUGAAGGCGCGACUCCUACAAGACUGGGUUUGUUACAAGGCAUCCACGCGACCUUUGAACUGUUCGAGUUCUUGCCGGACCUCGGCAGGGAUGUCUCCGGAGAGCUGCUUCUCGAAAUAGUCCUCCAUGACUGCAGCCUCCUCUCGUAGCUCCUCUUUCGGCAUUUGGAACAGAGACGCCAUAUCGAUGGGACCCAGUCCCUCGGUGUUGAUUGUGCCCUCCUUUGGGAUGAGCCCGAGGGGACUCGAUUGCGCAACGUCCUCGCCAUCGCAGCGACGGAAGAUCCAGUCCAAGACACGGAUGUUGUCGCCGAAUCCCGGCCAGAUGAAUUUCCCGUCGGACUUGCGGAACCAGUUAACGUGGAAGAUCUUGGGCAUCUGGACGCCAGGUGUGUGCUGGAGUCUCAACCAAUGCUGGAGAUAGUGGGAAAAGUUGUAGCCAAAGAAUGGGCGCAUUGCAAAGGGGUCGUGGAGAAGGCCUCCCUUUUUGAAGUCGGAAGCUGCCGAGGUGGCUUCAGAGCGCAUCGAUGCACCGACAAACACUCCGUGGUUCCAGCUGUUUGCCUCGUAGACCAGGGGAAUGGUGCGCGGACGACGACCGCCGAAGAGGAUGGCAUCAAUUGGAACUCCCCGAGGGUCCUCCCAGUCAGGAUCAACAACGGGGCACUGGCUGGUUGGGGUGCAGAACCGCGAAUUCGGGUGGGCAGCCGGUUUCUCCUUCUUUUCAUGGUCGGUCAGUUUCUCCCAGUUCUUGGUUCCGAGCCAUGAGGUAAUGGACACAUCAGCUGGAACCUCCUUCUCCAGCCCCUCCCAGAAGACUCCACCAUCAGACGUCGACGCCACGUUCGUGAAGAUGGUAUUGCGAAAGAUGGUUCCCAUAGCGUUAGGAUUUGAGCCGGUGUUGGUUCCCGGAGCGACGCCAAAGAAACCGUUCUCAGGGUUGAUUGCCAUGAGUCGCCCCUCCUCGUUAAACCUCAUCCAGGCGAUGUCAUCACCAACACACUCGGCCUUCCAGCCGGGGAUGGUAGGUGUGAGCAUGGCCAUGUUGGUCUUGCCGCAGGCACUCGGGAAGGCAGCUGCGAUGUACUUCUUCACUCCUUGAGGGUUGGUAAGGCCCAGGAUCUG
Molecule: messenger RNA, 4589 nt
Organism: Geodia barretti
Lineage: Eukaryota; Metazoa; Porifera; Demospongiae; Tetractinellida; Geodiidae
Source: the annotation of a GenBank genome assembly